Molecule: messenger RNA, 3475 nt
Organism: Oryza sativa Japonica Group (Japanese rice)
Lineage: Eukaryota; Viridiplantae; Streptophyta; Magnoliopsida; Poales; Poaceae
Product: wall-associated receptor kinase 2
Biological process (GO): cell surface receptor signaling pathway; protein phosphorylation
Cellular component (GO): plasma membrane
Molecular function (GO): ATP binding; protein serine/threonine kinase activity
Source: RefSeq, a predicted model, not a curated record
CAUGCGCAAAGAAUCAACGAGGGGGUCACCGGAGCGGAGGGAAUCGAAGAUUGACGCCGGCAGCCAAAGUUGGAGAAGACAAUGUCGAUCUCCCUCCUUGAUGCUCCAAUCUUCUCGGUUCUUGAGGGGUUUUAAAGAGGACCUCAAGGAGGAGCUGAUGGCGCGGUGGCUUGCUCCAGGAUGGAUGAGGAACCGGACAUCGACGCUGCCGAAGCGGCGGCACUUCAGAGCGUGCUCCAGCAUGACGAUGGCACGGCGGUGUUCCCGUUGCUACAAUGGAUCAAACGCGAUGGCGUCAAAAGAAAGUUUGUUCGGCAAGAUGAGUUAAGUAUGGAACGCAAAAGGGACAAGGACGACCGUGGCUUGGUGGUGAAUAUGAUCAUCGUCUUCAUCUCGUCCGGCGAUGGGAUUGAGACCAAAGAGGCAGCCCAUGCUUGUUCUCUCGAUGUGGUCAGCAGUAGGGUGGAGAGUGAGAUGGGGCGACGGAGUUGGGAGAAGACCAUAGCUGCCGCCACUGCCGCCACUCAAUACGCCGGCGAGGCCAUGGUGUUUUGUCCCCUGCUCGCCGCGCUCACGAGGAAGGGCAAUUUCAUCUCAUCAUCCGGUGGAGGAGAGAAAAUGAUUUCGAAAAUGCACAAAAUGGCCAAAAUGACAAAGUGGUGGUGAGUGCGUAUUUCAUAUUGGCAUUUUAGCGAAACGCAUUUUCAGAAUAGUAUUAUAGCAAAACCGUGUUUUAAAAGUGGCUAAAUGCCCAUUUUCUCUCCCUCGUCCCCGCGCGUCGGAGAUUGCUUGCCCCCGGGACACGUGCCGUUCGAGGGCGCAUCGACAAGCCAGGCAGGAAGGUCGCACCAGCGCGACGGCCCCGAGCGGCCGCCGGCGGCCGGAGCGGCCCUGCUCCCUCCCGCCGCCGAUUGCGGCUUCCUGGAAAAAAAAAUGUACGGCCAAGCCUCAGCCCUCAGAAAGCUGCAGAUGUUGAUUUUUCAAUAUAUUUUUUUAGAAAGGGAAAUGCUUUGGGUUGACCUGAUGGUUGACUAGUCGGCUCCCCCCAACCACCACGUGCGCCCUACUUCUUUGUCCGCCCACUCUUUCUCCCGUCAUCAGAUCUGCCUGGUUCUCUUCUUCAAGAACACGGUUUCUUCAAUCCUGGCGAACCGACUGUCCGUGAAGUACUAAGCUACAGCUACAGGCACAAUAUAACAACAUAUUCUGUGCCACUCAUAUGGGAGACUGGUAUGAGAAACUUUCACAAUCUUUUAGGGAUACUGCAAAUGAAGUAUUGGCAAAAGCAGAUAUUGAUCCAAAUGUUAGGUGCUUCACAAGAAGGCAGAUGAAGCACAUCACAAACAACUACGGCACUGUCCUGGGAAAAGGAGGUUUUUCUGUGGUGUACAAGGGAAAACUUGAUAAUGGCCGUUCAGUGGCAGUGAAACAAUAUAAUUGGAGAACACAGGAAAAGGAGUUCACAAAAGAAGCGAUCAUACAGUCCCAGUGUAGCCAUAGGAACAUUGUUAGGUUAUUGGGUUGUUGUGUGGAGGCAGAUGCUCCAAUGCUGGUCACUGAGUUUGUCCCCAAUGGGAACCUUUCUGAACUUCUGCAUGGGAAGAGUGGCCAGCUUCCUGUCUCAUUAGAGACACGCUUCCAGAUUGCAUUGGAUGUAGCAGAAGCACUUGUAUAUAUGCAUUGCUCCCAAAAUCAUCCAAUCCUUCAUGGAGACAUCAAACCAUCAAACAUACUUCUAGGUGACAAGCAUGUGGCGAAGCUAUGUGACUUUGGAAUAUCUAGGCUUCUCUGUAUGGACAAUGAUGAACACACGGGCUUUGUUAUAGGAAGUAAAGGAUACAUGGAUCCAGUGUACUGUGAGACUGGACGACUAAGCCCAAAAUGUGAUGUCUACAGUUUUGGGGUUGUUCUUUUGGAGCUCAUCACCAGAAAGAAAGGGAUUGAUGACCAGAGCAGAAAUCUAGCGGGAAUGUUUGCUCGCUCAAGUAGAGAUAAAAGACAUGAACUAUUUGACAAGGAAAUUGCAGCCGAUGAGAAUAUAGACUUUAUAGAGGAAAUUGCAAAUCUUGCACUUGAUUGUUUAAAGUCUGAAAUAGAAGAUCGGCCGCAAAUGAAAGAAGUUUUGAAACAGCUUUGGAGUAUCAAAAGGUCAGAGAUAUUGAGACAGGAGAGAAGGCUUGCAGAGUUGAGAGAGAGAAGGAUCAUGACAUUAAGGGAAAUAAAGGUCAUGUUGCGUGGAUCUGGCUUUGAAAGAUUUGUUACAAAAGCGACAUAGAUUCCAUCAUAGGUGACCCAGAACAGGAAUCAACCUCAGAGACAUUUUCAGGAAAAAGUGAUGUUGCCAUGGGCAAGGUUUACAUGGGACGUUUGAAAAACACUCCAUUGAUUGUGAUAAAGAUGUCUGUGGAAGUUGAUGAGGAUUGGAAACAGACAUUUUUUUAUGAGAUGAUCAUGCAAUCUAGAAUUAAGCAUUGGAAUGUUGCCAAGCUUUUCGGCUGCUGCCUAGAUCAUGUCGAUGCCCCAGUAUUAGUCUAUGAGUAUGGUGAGAUGGGCUUGCAUGACGCUCUUUUUGGUAAGGCGUGGCAGAGUAUUGAACAUCCUUUCACUUCCUAUGUACGUCUACAAAUUGCUACUGAUGCUGCAGAAGGCCUUGCUCACCUUCACUCAUUUGACAUGGUUCAUGGCGAUGUCAGAACUGCCAAUGUAAUAGUGGAUGUUUUUUCUGGAUCUAAGCUCGAAAUGCCUAGAACUAGUACAUUUCCGGCAAAGAUUGCUGGUUUUGGAACAACAAAGCUCCUUUCCUUGGACAAGGCUCAGUAUGCAAGAUUUCUAACAGAGAACAUACAUUACAAGGAUCCACACUUCCUAAUAACUGGGCUCAUGACUAAGGAACACGAUGUGUAUGGUUUUGGAGGGGUUCUUGUGGAGCUCUUCACAGGAAACAAGAUUCAAAUGCACGACAUAAAUACGGUAAUUAAAUAUUUUGAUAGCGUAUUUGCUAUAUGCCAUCAUCUCGAGGAAAUUAAGGAACUAGCUUCGUGGUGUGUUGCACCCGAGGUUACAGAAAGGCCAACCAUGGCCAAGGUAGUACGAUGCCUCCACGAUAUCUUGAAAGAUCAGCGACGGCCUUGCCCUUGCCCCUGCAAGUCAAUGCAUUAGGCCCUUUGUUUCGGCUUAGGCUUUAGAACAGCCAAAUUAAUAAUGAGAUAAAACAAACAAAAAGGACCUUAGUUUGCAAUGUAAUUUCAGGCUGACAAGUGGCUCAUAACUCCAGAAUUGUGAUAUCGGAAGUCACUCCAAGUUGCCAGUAACUGUGACUUAAAUGUUACAGUAUAUUAUAUGUUUGCCAGUCAACUUAGACAGUGAUAAUAUUGUUGCUGCGGUUUUCUACUACGAUUCGCGCAAGUCUUGGAGGCACAGUUCGAAUGCACUAUGAUACUAAUAUAAAAGCUGUUCGAAGUGCUUUGGACGAUAA